Molecule: messenger RNA, 2032 nt
Organism: Morus notabilis
Lineage: Eukaryota; Viridiplantae; Streptophyta; Magnoliopsida; Rosales; Moraceae
Product: T-complex protein 1 subunit epsilon
Exons: 9
Coding region: 183-1790 (535 amino acids)
Biological process (GO): protein folding
Cellular component (GO): chaperonin-containing T-complex
Molecular function (GO): ATP binding; ATP hydrolysis activity; ATP-dependent protein folding chaperone
Source: RefSeq, a predicted model, not a curated record
GAGGAAGCAAAUCGAGUUAGGGCUUUUGAAAAAAACAAUCAAACAAGAGAGGGAGGGAGCGAAAACUAAACCCCUUUCAUUUCUUCCCACUUCCGCCAUUGUCGUUGCUCGACUUCUCUCGAAGCUUCCACACUCUUCUCUCAGACCGAUCGGCACCGCCGAGGGAUCUCCGCCGUGAAGAAAUGGCGCUGGCGUUCGACGAGUUCGGGAGGCCAUUCAUCAUUAUCAGAGAGCAGGGACAGAAGACCCGAUUGCGAGGCCUCGAAGCUCAUAAGGCCAACAUUUCCGCCGGGAAAGCCGUCGCUCGCAUCCUCCGGACCUCUCUCGGCCCCAAGGGCAUGGACAAGAUGCUCCAGGGCCCCGACGGCGACGUCACCAUCACAAAUGAUGGUGCAACAAUUUUGGAGCAAAUGGAUGUUGACAAUCAAAUUGCAAAGUUGAUGGUUGAACUUUCUCGUAGUCAGGAUUACGAGAUUGGUGAUGGGACAACUGGUGUUGUUGUUCUGGCUGGUUCACUUCUGGAGCAGGCUGAGCGGCAAUUGGAACGUGGUCUUCAUCCAAUUCGGAUCGCUGAGGGCUAUGAGAUGGCCUCUAGAAUAGCUGUUGAGCAUCUUGAGCGUAUAGCUCAGAAGUUUGAAUUUGGGGAGUCCAAUAUAGAGCCUUUAGUUCAAACUUGCAUGACUACUUUGUCUUCGAAGAUAGUGAACCGGUGUAAGCGUGAUCUGGCUGAGAUUGCUGUUAGGGCAGUUCUUGCUGUUGCACAUUUAGAAAGGAAGGAUGUUAAUUUAGAUUUAAUAAAGGUGGAGGGGAAAGUAGGAGGCAAGUUGGAAGACACUGAGCUCAUUUAUGGAAUUCUUGUUGACAAGGAUAUGAGCCAUCCGCAGAUGCCAAAGCGAAUUGAGGAUGCAAAAAUUGCUAUCUUGACUUGUCCCUUUGAGCCACCUAAGCCAAAAACUAAACAUAAGGUUGAUAUUGAUACAGUGGAGAAGUUCCAAACCUUGCGUCAACAAGAGCAAAAGUACUUUGACGAAAUGGUCCAAAAGUGCAAGGACAUUGGGGCUACUUUGGUUAUCUGUCAAUGGGGUUUUGAUGAUGAAGCAAAUCAUUUACUGAUGCACCGGAACUUGCCUGCUGUAAGAUGGGUUGGUGGUGUAGAGUUGGAACUAAUUGCAAUAGCCACAGGUGGAAGGAUUGUGCCUAGGUUCCAGGAGUUGACUCCUGAGAAGUUGGGAAAGGCUGGUCUGGUUCGAGAAAAAUCAUUUGGUACAACAAAAGACCGAAUGCUGUACAUUGAACACUGUGCAAAUUCAAAGGCUGUUACCAUAUUUAUCCGUGGAGGUAACAAAAUGGUGAUUGAGGAGACCAAACGCAGUAUUCAUGAUGCAUUGUGUGUUGCUAGGAAUCUUAUUCGCAACAAUUCUAUUGUCUAUGGUGGCGGUUCAGCUGAGAUAUCUUGUUCAAUUGCAGUAGAGGCAGCUGCAGAUAGAUACCCAGGAGUUGAGCAGUAUGCUAUCAGAGCAUUUGCUGAUGCUCUGGAUGCCAUCCCUAUGGCGCUUGCGGAGAAUAGUGGACUCCAACCCAUUGAAACGUUGUCUGCAGUUAAAUCGCAGCAAAUUAAGGAGAACAAUCAUUAUUGUGGAAUUGAUUGCAAUGAUGUCGGCACUAAUGACAUGCGUGAGCAGAAUGUUUUCGAGACCCUCAUCGGCAAGCAGCAGCAGAUCUUGCUGGCAACACAAGUUGUCAAGAUGAUAUUGAAAAUAGAUGAUGUUAUCUCCCCUUCCGAGUACUGAAAAUUUGGGGUUCAUGACCUGUUCAAAUUUGCCAAACAGAAUGGGCGUUCGUUUUAUGUUUGGUAUAUUUCUCGGUGUGAUUCCGGUUUUGAUUCAACUUCUGGGACAAUCUCCUCUUGAUGGAUACUACUUGUUGCUUGCACUGUAGCUUUUCUGAGGUGCCUUUUGUUUAAAUUGUAAGCAUAGCUGCUACUCAUCGGUUUGGUGAUAAUAGAUUGUUGAACUUUCCUAUUUUGUUUAAA